AUGGCUUAUUUUCCUGAUGCUAAUACAUUAGCAAAAUGUAGCUAUGAUACAACUAUUCUUUUAUGGUAUGUUAAGAUAGGUCAAUAAAAAGCAAAAUUAAAUUUAGAUUUUCAUUGCGUCUAUUUAGCAUGCUUUCUUUCUGAUAGUUCUAAAUUAGUAUCUGGUGGUGAUAAAGAAAAUAUUUAUAUUUUGGAUUUUCAAACAGCAUUAUUGGAUAAUAAAUAUAAAAAUACCUUUAAAUAGAUUUAAAAAUCUCUUUGA
This is a messenger RNA of Paramecium octaurelia, 261 nucleotides long. The record is from the annotation of a GenBank genome assembly. NCBI's taxonomy places the organism in Eukaryota, Ciliophora, Oligohymenophorea, Peniculida, Parameciidae.